CUGAUUCUUUUCUUCCAGUUGCUCUGAUAACCGAAGGCAAAACUGAAACCCUGAAGACGAGGGCAAAGGAAAAGAAAGCUCCAAAGGGAGCCCAGCGCCCGGCCUUUCGUCCUGCGGUCCCUUUAAGAGAAGAACCUCUCGGGACCGGCAGUCCCAACCGACCCCAGUUUUAACCGAAACCUAACCCGGACUUCCCCUCUUCACUCAAAUAAGACCAACUUUGGAUUUUCCCUCCCCUAUUGACCAAUCAGAAUCUGUUACCAGGCAGACUUUAGCUGCCGCCGGUGCGAGCCCGGCGCCUUCUGUCUCCGGGUGGCCGCAACGACCAAUGAGAGAACAGGCCGCGCGAGUCUCUAGGCAGAUCGGGACUGCUCCAGCCACUCAGAAAAAAGAAAAUAAAGCAACGCACGAGCCCGCUGGGCCAGGACCGUGGGGCUGGGCUGGAGUGAAGGUGGCUACGAGCCCUCAUGCCGGGAUGGCAGAAGAUGAACCCGACGCUAAGAGCCCCAAGACUGGGGGACGGCCCCCCUCAGGUAGUGCUGAGGCGGGAGAACCCACCACCCUUCUUCAGAGGCUCCGAGGUACCAUUUCUAAGACACCAGGGAAAAUCUUGUGUGUGACCUCCAGCUUUCUCCUCUCCUCCACAGCAAGGCCGUGCAGAACAAAGUCGAGGGGAUCCUGCAAGAUGUACAGAAAUUCUCAGACAACGACAAGCUGUAUCUCUACCUUCAGCUCCCCUCAGGACCCAGUACUGGAGACAAAAGCUCAGAGCCAAGUACACUUAGCAAUGAGGAGUACAUGUAUGCCUAUCGAUGGAUCCGCAACCAUCUAGAAGAGCAUACUGACACCUGUUUGCCAAAGCAAAGUGUUUAUGAUGCCUAUCGGAAGUACUGUGAGAGUCUUGCCUGUUGCCGCCCACUCAGCACCGCCAACUUUGGCAAAAUCAUCAGAGAGAUCUUCCCUGACAUCAAGGCCCGAAGGCUUGGUGGCCGAGGCCAGUCCAAGCUGCUCUUUAACUUGUCUCAGAUAUUGCUACAGUGGCAUACGAAGGAAGACCUUGGUGUCUAUGCCACCCUUACCUGGACUUGACCUGAAGGGCUCUGAGAGUCCAGAAAUGGGCCCAGAAGUAACCCCAGCACCCCGGGACGAACUGGUUGAGGCAGCCUGCGCUCUGACCUGUGACUGGGCAGAACGAAUCCUGAAACGAUCCUUCAGUUCCAUCGUUGAAGUCGCCCGCUUCCUCCUGCAGCAGCACCUCAUCUCUGCCCGGUCUGCUCCUGCCCACGUACUCAAGGCAGUGGGGCUCGCUGACGACGAUGAACAUGCCCCUCGGGAGCGGUCUUCUAAAUCCAAGAAUGGUGUCGAGAGCCUAGAGGGUGGAGCCCACAAGAAACCAGAGAGACCAGCCCAGCCACCUAAGGAGCCGGAACCCCGGGCUGGGGCUGGCCCUCCUGCACGUGGAGAGCGGAAGAAGAGUGUAGUGGAGAGCCCAGCCCUAGCAGCCAGUAACCCACAGGUUAAUGCCCUGGUGGCCCGGCUGCCUCUGCUCCUUCCCCGGGCCCCUCGCUCACUUAUUCCACCACUCCAAGUCUCUCCCCCCAUCCUGGCCCCCAAGCUUUCUUCAGGCCCUCUGAAAGUGGCUCUGCCCAGUAGGGCUGGGGGACCCCAGGCAGCUGUGCCCAUCAUUAACAUGAUCUUACCAGCUGUUCCUGCUUUGCCUGGACCCGGGCCUGGGCCUGGGCCUGGGCCUGGGCCUGGGCAAGCCCUACCUGGGGUGCUCGCUCAGCCACGAGGCACAGAGAACAGGGAGGUAGGCAUAGGUGGUGACCCAGGACCCCAUGACAAAGGUGUCAAGAGAUCAGCAGAAGUACCUGUGAGUGAGGCCAUUGGGCAGGAUCCACCAGCUAAAGCAGCAAAGCAGGAUAUAGAGGAUACAGGAAGUGAUGCCAAAAGAAAACGGGGGCGCCCUCGAAAAAAAUCAGGUGGAAGUAGGGAAAGGAACUCUACCCCUGACAAGUCAGCAGCUGCCGUGGACUCUGCCCAGCCCUGCCGGUUACCACGGGAGACAUGGGCCUCUGCAGGGGAGAGCAACUCUGCCAGAGGGUCAGGGAGACCAGGGCCAGUGGGAGGGGCUGAGAAGGGGAUGGUGCUUCCCCGGGAUCAGGAAGAUGGUGUUGUUUCCAGAGGAGGAAAGGGCCCCAGUUCCCGGCAUGCCAAAGAAGCAGAAGAUAAAAUUCCUCUGGUCACCUCAAAAGUGAGUGUCAUCAAGGGCAGUAGAAGCCAAAAGGAGGCUCUUCCAAAGGGAGAGGUAGACACCGCAGCACAGGGUAAUAAAGACUUAAAAGGGCACGUGCUUCAGAAUUCCUUAUCCCAUGAAGGGAAAGACCCCCAAGCAACACCCCCUUGAUAGGUACGUGGGGAAAAGUGUUUAUAUUCACAUUAACUCUUCCUGCCUAGUAGAGGCCCUUCUCUGCACUUGCUUCUCAUUUGGCUCUUCUUUUCCUAAGGCAGUUCAUUCUCCUGUAGAGACUGCUGAGGCCCCCUUGUCUUACACAGUGUCUGGCUCCUGCCUCUGAUGUUUCCAGCUCAAUACCCUUGGCUUUAGAGUCCUUGAUAAAUGUAGUGACUGUCUUACCUGGAUCUCUGCUAUCCUGUGGGAGGAUAGGGAUGGAGUAAGUAUGAUGAAUGUAUCGGCUAGGAAUCUUUCGGUUUUAAAUCAAAGAAAACCUUACAAACUGGCUUAAAAAUUAAGACUUCCUGGCUCACGUAACUGUGAAGUCCAGAGGUAGUACUGGCUCCAGGGAGAGCUGAUGCAGUGGCUCAACCCGUUUCUAAAUACCUGAUCUCCCCCCCUGCUGCUGCCUUCUAUAGGAUCGUUUUAAACCUGGGCCACUUCAUGGCUGCCAGCACUCCUGGGAUUACACGUUUUCUCAUUUAUAUCCAACCUGAAAAGGGAACAUCUUUGUGCCAGGAAUCUUAGCAGAAGCAUCAAGAUUGACUCUGAUUAAGCCAUCCUGGGUCACAUGCCCACCCCUAACCAAUCACUGUGGCCAGAAGGAUGGUAUAUGCUAAUUUGUUCAUUCUACAUCGGGGAAAGCCUGGGAUCAGCCUCCUUAGAAUCACAAAGGUCUCCAAACGGGCAGUUCCUGGGGAGGCAGCUGACGCGGGCCACACUAUAAAGUACAUGUGGUUUUAGCUUGCUAGGUUGGGAUCGGCUACACCUGUUUCCUUUUUCCCCUCCCUGUCUUGCAUUUUCCUUACUGCAGCUAUAAUAAUAGCCUCUUUCCUCUGGUAGGCUCGGAAGGAAUGAGAGGGAAGUCCCUCUCCUUUAAGGACUCUCUUUGGUCUCAUUUAGAUGAUACUUCCUACAUUUCAGAGAUGGAGAUCCUUCCCUUUCCUGUUUCUGAAUGUUUUUUCCUCAUUCUGCUUCCCUACUCAUUCUGCUUUCCCGACCCUACUGCCAGCUUUCACCAAGUGGAGUGAAAGAUGAACUUCUUAGCCAUUUUAUUAAAUCCAUUCUGUAUCCACCAGGUGUCAGUCUCUUGUCAUACAUGUGUCAGGACUUAGCCAGGAUUGUGGGGUUUAGGCUAGGUGUGUGGAAGGAGGUAGCUCUGCAGAUCAGCACCAAUAGGAAGGGAACCCAGACCUUAUGUUCUCCUUUGGAAAAGCAGUAAACCAAUAUUUACUGAGGACCUACUUUGUCUUCUGCGUAGGGUAGCUUCUGUCAGGGAAUCUGGUUCUGCCCAGGAAAUAAAUUUUCUUUCAGGGAGACUUCAUUUCCACCACAGCAUAUUUUUUAAAAUUAUAAUAUGUAAUAUUUGAUAUAUAUAAAGAAUAUAUUUAACAUGAAUAAAUUAUGAAACAUAAUUAAGUGAA
Prionailurus viverrinus (fishing cat) is the source of this 3876-nucleotide messenger RNA. It is a transcript of the gene RFX5, whose product is annotated as regulatory factor X5. The coding region runs from base 872 to 2407 and encodes 511 amino acids. Gene Ontology annotation, molecular function: DNA-binding transcription factor activity, RNA polymerase II-specific; RNA polymerase II cis-regulatory region sequence-specific DNA binding. Gene Ontology annotation, biological process: regulation of transcription by RNA polymerase II. Lineage: Eukaryota; Metazoa; Chordata; Mammalia; Carnivora; Felidae. The record is from RefSeq and is a predicted model, not a curated record. The transcript has 10 exons.